AGUGUAGUAUAGCUUGGCACUAGCGACAAAUCGACAAAUGGCAUACGCACAAUAACAUGGAGUAAAUAAUCCAUUUUAAUAUGCAUUUUCAUGUAUGCUUUUUCUCACUGAUUCUGAAAGGGGAAAAAAGAAACAGUAUCACACCUGCAGGAUAAUAUGACAAUGGGAACUUUUUCUACAAUGGACUUCACAAACACUACUCUAGAGUCUACAACAUCACAGAGCAGCACAGAGGUAGGGGCAACUGUGAUGACAACUUUAUCAGAAACUUACAACACUUCAGUUGUAAUGACAACCACAACCGAAAACAACAUUACUACGGUGGCUGGAGAAUCCACAACAAGUGAUUUCUCUUCAACGGAGUCCAUUACAACAGUCUGUUCUGACACAUGUGAUGGACUAAGCGAUGGAAUUGUGAUUGCUGCUGUGGUUGGAGCUUUUGUACUUGUUAUAUGUACAAUAUCCUUGAUUAUAUAUACACAAAGAAGGCCGAGCAAACUGAAGUACCAACUACAACAGGAGAGUCAGACAAAAGAGUAUUUCAAGCAUACCCGGUCAGCAAUGUAUGAUGAAAUUGACCCAGAUAUAGAAAUAAAAAUCGUGUCCACGGGGGCAGAUGUUGUAGAAGAGAAAGUCAACGAACCAAAAAUGGAGGCCACAGUGGAGAAUAAUCCUUACGUUGAUUGUCCGGCAAACCUGUACGAUAAAACAUUCACCCCCAGACCCUGUGUGUAUGAACUACAGCGUAAUAUUUACCACACAGUUGACACGUGCAAAGAUCAAGAUGAUGGGGGCAACAUAAAGGCGACCUAAAAGGAUAACAUUUUGACAAUUUUUAUUUGAAUGACAAAGAUUCAAGUUAAAGUAAAUAAUUUUAUAAGAAAGUUAUUGGAGCAUUGUAGUUUUACACGUGUUUUUUUU
Messenger RNA from Saccostrea cuccullata (small rock oyster), 921 nucleotides. RefSeq lists its product as uncharacterized. Lineage: Eukaryota; Metazoa; Mollusca; Bivalvia; Ostreida; Ostreidae. The record is from RefSeq and is a predicted model, not a curated record. The coding region runs from base 157 to 813 and encodes 218 amino acids. The transcript has 4 exons.